AUGCUCGACAAACUCGUAGGCCUCGCCAUGCUCGUGGCUGCCACCUUCGUCUUCCUCUACUACACCAUUUGGACGUUGUUGAUGCCCUUCGUCGACUCGGACCACCCCCUCCAAAACGUCUUCCCCGCUCGCGAAUGGGCCAUCCGCAUCCCCGUGAUCCUCAUCAUCCUGGGCGCCACCGUCAUCGGCACGUUUUUUGAGCAUGGUGAUGAUCAAGAGCAACAGGAAGAAGGCAGCCAAGGCUAA
Messenger RNA from Sordaria macrospora k-hell, 246 nucleotides. RefSeq lists its product as uncharacterized. Gene Ontology annotation, molecular function: enzyme regulator activity. NCBI's taxonomy places the organism in Eukaryota, Fungi, Ascomycota, Sordariomycetes, Sordariales, Sordariaceae. Gene Ontology annotation, cellular component: endoplasmic reticulum membrane; dolichol-phosphate-mannose synthase complex. Gene Ontology annotation, biological process: GPI anchor biosynthetic process. The record is from RefSeq and is a predicted model, not a curated record.